Macrosteles quadrilineatus (aster leafhopper) is the source of this 4312-nucleotide messenger RNA. RefSeq names its product probable serine/threonine-protein kinase kinX. The coding region runs from base 233 to 3385 and encodes 1050 amino acids. Lineage: Eukaryota; Metazoa; Arthropoda; Insecta; Hemiptera; Cicadellidae. The transcript has 11 exons. The record is from RefSeq and is a predicted model, not a curated record.
UAACACACUUCAGUAUCACUCCGUCUGCGCGACAGGACACAAGCAGGAUUCAGGAUCAGGAUCCCUACCACCAUCCCCUACCAGAUAGAAAUUGGAACGGUGUGCUUCAACUAUAGAUUGAAGAGCUGUUUCUGAAUAAAGAGAAGUGUCAAUACUGAAGUGGCAAGAAACUCCCGCCAAAACACGUGGCGCGGGAAUGAGCAGACGUCCCUGGUCGAAACAGCUGUAAACAAUGGUCCGCCAUCUUGUAUUUGUCGUCUGCAUCUUGGUGCAAUGCUGGUCACCGACCCUCUCCGCCGUCUACAACCCCAGCGGAGGCCCUGUGUACAUCAGUCCCCAGCAGGACUCCGCCCCUGUGGCUCCCAGCGCUGCCCCUGAGGCUCUACUGACCCAGACUGUCUAUGGAUUCCUUGACUUCACCACCACUAUCGGCAACACCGUCAUGGUCUUCUCGCCGCAGAGCGCUCCUGCAGAUGGGGGUAAAACCACCCCGAAGCCAGAAACCACAACGACAGUAAUCGAAACGAAACCUCCCACGACGAAUCCACCAGCGGAGAUCAAACCGAGCAAAACCGAAGCUCCUCCGAAGACUUUCGAGAAGAAAGCGAUCAUGGAAAAAGAAAAGGAACCCGUGAAAAAAUCCUUAGUAGAGGUCAAAGUUAGCCCUCCAUCGACUGUGGUAUUUUCCAGCAUCGUGGAAGUUAGAGGGGGUCCUCAAGAGAAAACUCCGGAAAUCUCUAGCAAGGUGGAGGUCAGAGAAGGUGACGUCAUUUCCAGCAAGGUCGAGGUCAAGGUCGCACCCUCUAGUGUUGUAGAGGUCAAAGUUGAGCCGUCCAGCAUAGUUGAGGUCAAAGGUCCCGGGGUGCCUAAACCUGUAUCCAUCCUGAGCUCCAAGGUGGAAGUUGUGUCGAGUUCUGACGAGCCAGCUAUCAGUGGAAACAAUGUGGAUGGUCCUGCAGAGUAUGACUUCCUAUCUAGGCAACCGUCAGAAGUUGUGGAUGAAACAUACAGGGUGAUAGAUUUGCGACCAACGGUGAAGCACGGUAACAAGAACGCCAAGCCACGACCCAGCAAAUCCACACCAGCCGACGUCCAUCCUACAGGUCUGGUAACCAGCAUGGGAGGAACGGUUGUCAGGGACGGUCUAACUACCGUGCACGAGACCAGCGUACUUGGAACUUACAUCUCUGGGAAAUACGCUCAAGUGCUGCAGAGCACCUCCCAUGUGUACCAGUCACAGAAGAAACCUAAGCCGACCCCUGUACAGUCCAACAAAAUCCUCAAGACAGCCGCUCCCUCCUUGAAGGCAGGUCGCCCCAGCCUAGAGCCAACCCCUGUCAGCACUCUGCAGGAGGACUCCGCCCUCCCUCUGGAGGCGCUCUUCAACUCUCCGAGCGGAGGCAAUCUGAUCCGCACCUCCAGGAGGCCUGCCGUCGGGGCUCUGCCCUUCAAGAACAGAUACCAAGGUCGGUCCAAGGGGAGGGAGGAGCAGGAGCUGGAAGAGCCUGUGGAGGAAGUGACGCAACAACAACCGAGCUACAAGAAGAACCGCAACCGAGACAGACAACAACAACAACAACAGCAGCAGCAGCAGCAACAACAACAGAGAGCUUACAAGUAUGGCUUGGCUGACGUACAAGAGAACAACAGGUUCGCUCGCCCCUCACAGCCAGAGUUGGCCACCGUCUCAGUAUACAACGAACCUUCCACGCCCAGCCGCAAGUUCCAGUCGUCCAAUAGAAGAAGUGGUUUCAGACCUGCCAAAGGAGACAAUUCCGUAGACAAAGAGAAAGACAGAGAUUCUCGCCGCAGCUUCAAACCUACCAAAUCUUCUCCAUCUCAGGACCAGUCUACCAGCCUCUACAAGUUCAAACUCGCCCGACCCACUGGACGCUGGCAAUACAAGACAACCCCCAAGCCCAGGGUGGCCAUCAGACGCCAAGACGAGGGAGCGGACAACACCACCGUGGGACAGGAGACCAAACCUGAUGACCAGGAACAGCAAGGCAGUGACGUGACAGACAGCAGGGAUCUAGACAACAACCUUGUACAACCUACAGAGUCAACGCUGCCUCUGGAGACAAUCAAGGUGGAAAUAUCUACUCCAGCAGAGUUUAGAAACACUUACUACGAGAUUGCCACUAUCAAGUCUCCCUACACCUUCCAGGUUGGCUCCGUUAAGAACACCAGGUACAUCACAGUUACCUCAACCAUCGAGAAGAGCCUGGUCGAACCAACAGAAGCUCCCGCGAUAAACCCUUCAGAGCCACUGACAGAGAACAUUCUUGCCAGCACUCAACACAUCUACGACAACAAAGAGCCGCCUCUGGACUCGUCUAUUGCUACUCUCCCUCCCAUCGGGCUGGCCGGUGACGCUGAGACUCCUCCUUUGGAAACGAUGACGGAAACAUUCAGUACAACCCAGUUGCUUCUGAAGACUCACAUCCUUCCCGUGGUAUACGGCGGAAUGAACACCAGCAGCUACACUCUGGUUCAAUCCUACCACAUCACGAGGAUAGUGACAGCUACGAAAACACUCCCGCCGAUGGAAGUGUACCAGUUUGUUCCCAGCAAAACCUUGAACGAGUUCAACACCAGACUAGACGAAGCUGGGUCUGAACUUCAUCUAGAGUUGGAGUUCGGAGACAACAACGAACAAGACGACGACGAUCAUCCCAACGCUGCUAGAGCUUUCCCACCUGAUUUGGAUCUCGCUAAUGUGGGGUCUGAUUUCGACCUUUCUGACGUUGACAAGUCAAAAUUCCCCGAUCACUUGAGGCUGAAGAAAGCACACCACACUACGCCACAACCUCCUGCAGAACCUACGACUCCGGCGCUCUCUCCGGAACAGAUCCAACAAUUGGCUCUUCUCAGAUUCCUCAACCCUAACGCCAACAUUCCUAACGUAAUCACACAAUCUAAACCGGUCAUAAAGUUGGAAACUGUUUAUGAAAGUCAUGUAAUUCCUUUGUUCAACGGACAAACCACCAUCUUCAGCACGCUUUCAAGGCCGAUCGCAACAGUUAGCAAGACGGAAUACGAGGUUGUAACGAGUACUUUAGCAAUGCCUCAACAACCUCAGCUAAAUCCUCUGCUGCCACCUCAGCCUCAACUAAAUCCUCUGCUUCCUCAGCAACAGCUUCCUCUGCAGCCUCAGUUUGCUAUCAGCUCCACCCCAGUGGUCACUCAAACUGUCGUGACUGAGACAGACAGCAAGAUCCUCAAGUUGACUUUUGGUGCCAAAACUGCCUACACGACACUCUUCUCCACGCGGGUAGUUCCAACACAGCUGACUACCUAUCUGACAGCGUCUGUUCCUCUUCAGCCGACAGCUUUCCCUGGGUACUUCCCUGCGCCAUACAAUCCCUUCCAGUACGUCGGUUGAGUUCCAAAGAAGUAGUAAAGACUUUUAAUGUUACCUUGAGGUUGCUCAUGCGAUUAUUAGCACAGAACGCCCCGAAACGAAUUAGACUCGAGCGUAAUUUAUGAUUGUAAGUUUUAAGUCUAAUCUUUCAGUCUCAGAAAGAAUAUCUUCCAGCAUUGAUAGCUAACUUCAUCAUAAUAACUUUAAUAAUCUUUCUGUGAAUGACAAAGAGUUAACCCUCGAGUUUUAAUAUGCGUUUAGGGGUCGAGCUUCACAUAGUUCUAUACAAAUAAUCGCAAUUGCUCACAAGUGGAAAAAGUGGGUAAAGAACUUAAGUUAAGAGACUGAAUCCAAUUCCUUUAAAUUUGAGUUAAUAUACCUAAAUUUGAUCGUCCCUAAAAGUGAAUUACCUAAUUAUUUGGAAAGUGUUCAUCCAAGUACUGUAAAUUAUGUAUAUAUCUUAGAUUCUUUUAACACUUCGGUUGUAAGGUACUGAAACUAAUAUGUUACCAUGUGAAGCCGUCAAUGAUAUUUGUGAUAUUAUGAUAAACAUUUUGGGACUUAAUGAGUUGAGAGAAAGAAGAAGAAAGUGAGAAAGUGCAGUGCUCGCCAAACCCAGUAUCAUCGCCAACCGGUGCUUAGUGUAAGAAGCAUCACCUAGGUUUAAGUAUCGAUAAAUUAUUGUCAUGAGAAUCAAAAAACCGUUUAAAAAUCUCACUUUGGAUUACAAUUUAGAUAAUUAAAUGUUGUAUAAAUAGUUAAACCAUUUCACCUAAGGAAUCAUAGUUACAAUAGUAACUCCGCUCAAUCCAUAAUAAAUAGUUUAAACGUUUCCUUAUUUCAUCUUGUAUAUAACAUUCAUUAGCGUAGGUUUAAUUGUAUGUAAGUGUAUUAUAUGUCAUUUUUUAUAAAAGAAACUAAAUACAAUAAAAAGUUUAAAACUUGAAA